GGCAGUGGGGUGGGAGAGGAAACACAGGUGUUGGGGGCAGUGGUAGCAACCUGGGCUCUGCCUGCCCCCACCCCCUUCUGCUGUCCCCACCAUCAUGGGCAGCGCUUACCACUGGGAGGCCCGUCGCAGGCAGAUGGCUUUGGACAGGAGGAGGUGGGUGAUGGCCCAGCAGCAGCAGCAGCAGCAGCAGCAGCAGCAGGAAGAGCAAGAGCAGGAACUGAAGGAACUCCAACAGGAGGAAUGCCAGUCUGAGGAAAAAACCCAGCCACCUCUGGAGUCUCAGCAGGAGCAGCAGUGGCCAUUGGGGCCUCCACCAGCGCAGCCACAGCCGCAGGGGACCCCAGUUGGAGCACAGCUGCCCCAGCGGCCACAGCUCGCAGAACAGUCCCAGAUCCUGCCUCCGCCGCCGCCACAGCCACCACCGUCGCCAAGGCCACAGAAUGCCCAAGAAGACUCUCUUACUCAGUGCACCUCCGCGCACAUUCUGCAGGAUUCCCAAAGGCCAGGUCCCCAGCUUAGCUCAGUGGGAGCCCAUCAAUUGCCAGGGCAAUCCGACUUUAACAAAUUCCUUCAAAACCCUGACUCUCCCCAGUACCUUUGGCCUUUACUUGAGGAUCUGUUCCUGUGGGUACCAUUGCAUCACUCUGGGGCUGCGAAGGAGGCUGCUGUCUUUUGCAGAGGGUGGUUGAGAAGUUGGACCCCUCCUCCAGGGUUUCAGGAAAUCAUUCCAAUCUAAUCCAGAUAAAUAUACUGAGCACUCACGAUUCACGUCAACGAAUUACACACAGCAAUGGUGAUCCAGAGAUAGACCCCCACCCCCACUGGCCACCAGCAAAAAAAUAACCCAGAUGAGGAGCCCCACACUUUCUCAUCCCUGGCAGCAUCUCCACUCCGAAGGCCCCUCCUGAUCCACUCUAGAAGAGGAGGCUAGCUGGGAAUAAAAUGUGAUGGCCUCCUGAAAAGAA
This is a messenger RNA of Acinonyx jubatus (cheetah), 965 nucleotides long. It is a transcript of the gene CCDC200, whose product is annotated as coiled-coil domain containing 200. The record is from RefSeq and is a predicted model, not a curated record. Bases 95 to 736 code for a protein of 213 amino acids. The transcript has 5 exons. NCBI's taxonomy places the organism in Eukaryota, Metazoa, Chordata, Mammalia, Carnivora, Felidae.